AGUGCACCCACCACAGACUGUUCAGUGACAAAUGAACCACUAUCCGGUUAGAAGUAGGUAGCCCGUGUGCUCCAGUAUGGACCCACUGUAGACGUCGCGGCUAUUGUUGCGAUUCCGCGAUUUGGGUGACAACUCCCGUCGAUCUAAAAUUCCAGGAGCGACGGGAUAAUGAGAAGAGGGAAUUAUAAUAUUUGUACUGCAGGGAUAGCGCAGAGAGAUAUCCACAAUAAAAGAUAUUGACAUGAAGAAAGACAUUGAGACGUGGAUAGCAGAAGAACGCGCUGACAUCAUCUUGAAAUAUGAUACGGAGGAAGAGUUCGCACUUCUUUGAGCGUGUUGUUAAAAAGAGUGACCGUCGCUCUAAGAGGGAGAAGAAAGAGAAGCCGAAUUUGAAUGGCAGACAGGAGGGGGUGGUGAUUGACUCCUGGGAGGAUGCAGACUACAGUAUUUCCAGAGUCACCGACCGUUUCGGAUUUCUGCAUGACAAGGAGCUGCCAACCCCUAGUGCACAUGAGGAGAAGAAAAAUAACCUGGAAAUUGAAAGGGUGGAGAAAUGGCUGAAGAUGGUGAAGAAAUGGGAUAAAUACAGGAACAGUGACAGGAUGGUAAAGCGUGUGUAUAAGGGUAUUCCACUGCAGCUGAGAGGCCAGGCCUGGGCCCUGAUGCUGGAUGUGGAGAAGGUGAAGAAUGAGAACGAGGGGAAGUAUGAGAGGAUGAAGGAACAAGCCAGAAUCUUCUCCCAGGAAAUCAAACAGAUAUAUCUGGACGUGAACAGGACAUUUAGAAACCACAUCAUGUUCAUGGAUCGAUUCGGAGUCAAGCAGCAGUCUUUAUUUCAUGUCCUGUCUGCCUAUUCGGUCUACAACACGGAGGUGAGCUACUGCCAGGGCAUGAGCCAGGUUGCCGCCUUGCUGCUGAUGUACAUGAACGAAGAAGACGCCUUCUGGGCCCUGUCACAGCUACUGACCAAUCAGAAGCAUGCCAUGCACGGUUUCUUUAUUCCUGGGUUUCCCAAACUGCAGCGCUUCCAGGCGCACCACGAUCAAAUUCUCUCCAAACUCAUCCCCAAACUGAAGAAACAUCUGGACAGGGAACAGAUGUCCUGUGGGAUCUACAGCACUAAAUGGUUCCUGCAGUGUUUCAUUGACAGGACCCCGUUCACCUUGACUCUACGUCUGUGGGACAUCUAUAUUCUGGAAGGAGAGACAAUCCUUACCGCCAUGUCCUACACAAUCCUUCGAAUAUUUAAGAAGCGUCUCCUGAAGAUGAAUCUGGAGGACCUGAGAGAGUUCCUUCAGGACAAGAUCGGCCUGUCGUUCCUCUACAGCGAUGACGUCAUCAUCGAUCAGCUGCAAGCCUCCAUGGCGGAACUACGGAAGAUGAAGCUGGACCUUCCACCCCCAGCCAAGCCAGAGGAACUGCCACGGAAGGUCCUGGGUUUGGAGCUACCUCUUCUGCUCACCCCUCUCAAGCCCCCCAGGGGAGUCACCUCUGACCCGGGUACCAAACGACCAGGAGCAGGGCCUCUGGGUCUCCACAUCAUCACCCACCAGCCAGAUGUCAUCUCCCAAGACAACAGCCCCUCUAAGGAGGCAAGGAAGGACAAGGAAGCUCUAAAUAGAGAGGAAGAGGAAGAUGAGGAAGUCCCUCUUCCAUCUCCAGACCCCAUUCUCAUCCACACCAUCCAAGCUCAAGUGACCCCCGAUGGGCCUCCCCAGGCUGGGGCUGGGCCACCACCUUAUGAGCCACCAGGGAGCAAUGAGCACAAUGUUAUGGGACAGCCUGCCAUUUUUAUGCCACUCCACAAAGAAAUAAGUGUUAAGAGCUCAUCUGGUCCAGUGGCUUUACCAGAGACACAGGCCGUAGUUCAACAGGGUACAAACACACCUCCACAAAUCCCCAUGGAGGAGCCGACCCUGACUCCCCCAGUUGCCCCUUCAUCCCUUAGCCCUCCACAGCCACCCUGCAGGGUCCCUCGGACUCAGUCAGCACCCUUAGCCCAGGCUUCCCAGCGGCCUAUGUGAGAGUGAGAGCCUAUCGGUGGGGGUGGGGGAGAGGGCGGAGGAUGGGUACCUGGCCAGGCUUCUGGAGCAGGCCUUGGCUCUGCCUAAACACAGGGCCCAGACAGGAGACAAAGGAGAGCCAGAAGGGCCAGUUCAAUUCUAGAGCAUUGCAAAGCAUUCUAAGUUCCCCCCUGUUGUCUACAAAACAGACAUUGCAGAAAAAUGAUGUCAUGUUGUAGGAGAAGCUGCCAUAGUGGAGUUCCAAGGGACAGUGCCACAUUCUCUCCCAUCAUAGUGAAAGCAUUACAGCUUACUUAAUUUGAGUAGUUUUGUAAUAUUUUAACAAUGGACAUUAUGUUUGCUUAGAUAGCCUCUGUAAAAUAUUUUCUAAUAUAGUCUUAUUUUAGUAUAGUUUUAUAUUUGUAUGUGGACACCUGCUUGUCGAACAUCUCAUUCCAAAAUCAUGGGCAUUAAAUAAAUAUGGAGUUGGUCCCC
Oncorhynchus kisutch (coho salmon) is the source of this 2498-nucleotide messenger RNA. RefSeq names its product USP6 N-terminal-like protein. NCBI's taxonomy places the organism in Eukaryota, Metazoa, Chordata, Actinopteri, Salmoniformes, Salmonidae. The coding region runs from base 300 to 2024 and encodes 574 amino acids. The transcript has 15 exons. The record is from RefSeq and is a predicted model, not a curated record. Gene Ontology annotation, molecular function: GTPase activator activity; small GTPase binding. Gene Ontology annotation, biological process: regulation of GTPase activity.